AUGCGGGAAGCCCAAAUCGGGGCGGCGACCAUAGUCGAGCCAGUCGCUGGUUCUGAGGAGGGAACACGUCAUUGGGAACCGGGUUUACACGACGAGGGCGAGAUUCGAGAGCAGGAACCGCCAGAUUUCAAUCGAUUGCAACUGUGGGAGCAACGCCAGGCUGAGCUUCGCCGUCGAGGGAAAGAGGGUGCUGCAGAUUAA
Molecule: messenger RNA, 201 nt
Organism: Linum trigynum
Lineage: Eukaryota; Viridiplantae; Streptophyta; Magnoliopsida; Malpighiales; Linaceae
Source: the annotation of a GenBank genome assembly